Molecule: messenger RNA, 5134 nt
Organism: Scomber japonicus (chub mackerel)
Lineage: Eukaryota; Metazoa; Chordata; Actinopteri; Scombriformes; Scombridae
Gene: atp2a2b
Product: ATPase sarcoplasmic/endoplasmic reticulum Ca2+ transporting 2b
Exons: 23
Coding region: 463-3588 (1041 amino acids)
Biological process (GO): intracellular calcium ion homeostasis; calcium ion transmembrane transport
Cellular component (GO): membrane
Molecular function (GO): ATP binding; ATP hydrolysis activity; P-type calcium transporter activity
Source: RefSeq, a predicted model, not a curated record
GCAGCGGACAGACUCGACUGGUGAUUCCGCGACACACAAGCAGAGCAGGCAAAUGAGUUUAAAUUAUCUGUUUGGGCAGAUUUAUUCAGGAUAAAAAGCAGAGCUGGACAUCUAUAACAUUACUUGAGACUGCCAUGUUGAUAUGAAUUAUUCGUUCGCAGAUCUUUCGGGAACGCGGAGCACAGCCGGCGAGUUCAAGCAGAGCAGGGGGAGCACAACUAGCCUGUUAGCUUUGUUAGCUGUCCGUUAGCUCAGGAGCCGCUGAUUCGUCCACUCUGUCCUAUGUUAAAGCUAAUUUACCCAGUAACAGUCAACACUUUGGGGUCCUGCUGAACUGUUUUCAAGUAUUUUUUAAAUCUAUAUCCCAAUACCCAAAAGGAGGGAAGACAGAACCCUGUGACAGGUUGAGGGUUGGGAGCAGCAGGGCAAAACCGAGCGGUGUCCUCAAGUGGCCGUGUCACCAUGGAUAACGCACACACGAAGACGGUUGAAGAAGUUUACAGCUUUUUUAACGUCAAUGAAAGCACGGGUCUGAGUUUAGAGGCAGUGAAGAAGCAGCGGGAACGAUAUGGACCAAACGAAUUGCCAGCUGAGGAGGGUAAAUCCCUGUGGGAGCUGGUGGUUGAGCAGUUUGAAGAUUUGCUUGUGAGGAUCCUUUUGCUCGCUGCCUGCAUAUCUUUUGUGCUGGCCUGGUUUGAGGAGGGAGAGGAGACCGUUACAGCCUUUGUGGAGCCUUUUGUUAUCCUGCUUAUUCUCAUAGCGAAUGCUAUUGUUGGAGUCUGGCAGGAGCGAAAUGCCGAAAAUGCCAUCGAAGCACUUAAGGAGUACGAGCCAGAGAUGGGGAAGGUGUACCGCCAGGACAGAAAGAGUGUCCAGAGAAUCAAGGCCAGGGACAUCAUGCCAGGAGACAUUGUGGAGGUGGCAGUUGGAGAUAAAGUGCCUGCGGACAUCAGGCUGACCUCGAUCAAGUCGACCACGCUGAGGGUAGACCAAUCAAUUCUUACAGGAGAGUCUGUAUCUGUGAUCAAACACACAGACCCGGUGCCUGACCCACGUGCUGUCAACCAGGACAAGAAAAACAUGCUCUUCUCUGGCACCAACAUUGCAGCAGGUAAGGCUGUUGGUGUGGUGGUGGCUACAGGUGGCAACACGGAGAUUGGCAAGAUCAGAGAUGAGAUGGCAGCAACAGAACAGGAGCGAACACCACUGCAGCAAAAACUGGAUGAGUUUGGACAGCAACUAUCUAAGGUUAUUACUCUGAUCUGCAUUGCCGUGUGGAUCAUCAAUAUCGGACAUUUCAAUGAUCCUGUCCAUGGAGGCUCCUGGAUCCGUGGAGCUGUCUACUACUUCAAGAUCGCUGUGGCUCUGGCAGUUGCUGCUAUCCCAGAAGGUCUGCCUGCUGUCAUCACUACUUGCCUGGCUUUGGGAACAAGGCGCAUGGCCAAGAAGAAUGCCAUUGUCCGCAGUUUACCCUCUGUGGAGACCCUCGGCUGUACAUCUGUCAUCUGCUCCGACAAGACCGGCACGUUGACCACCAAUCAGAUGUCUGUGUGCAGGAUGUUUAUCAUUGACCAAGCAGAAGGGGAUCAUUGUUCCUUGAAGGAAUUCACUGUUACUGGCUCUACGUAUGCUCCAGAUGGAGAAGUGUUCCAUGAUGGCAAAGGAGUCAAAUGUUCCCAGUAUGACGCCUUGGUGGAGCUGGCCUCUAUCUGCGCUCUCUGUAAUGAUUCCUCAUUGGACUAUAACGAGACUAAAGGUGUGUAUGAGAAGGUGGGAGAGGCCACAGAGACGGCUCUCACAUGCCUGGUGGAGAAGAUGAACGUGUUUGAUACAGAUGUUAAAGGCCUGUCCAAGAUCGAGAGGGCCAACGCCUGCAAUUCUGUGAUCAAGCAGCUGAUGAAGAAAGAGUUUACCUUGGAAUUCUCCAGAGACAGGAAGUCCAUGUCUGUGUACUGUACCCCUAACAAAGCCCGCUCUUCUGUCGGCAAGAUGUUUGUAAAGGGUGCCCCCGAGGGAGUGAUUGACAGGUGCACGCACAUUCGUGUUGGCAGUAACAAGGUGCCCUUGACCCCUGGCAUCAAGGAAAAAGUCAUGUCCGUGAUCCGGGAGUACGGAACUGGCAGGGACACCCUGCGUUGUCUGGCCCUGGCCACCCGAGACAACCCCAUGAACAAGGACGACCUGGUGUUGGAGGACUCCACCCGCUUUAUUGAGUAUGAGACUGAUCUGACAUUCGUCGGCUGCGUGGGCAUGCUGGAUCCCCCCAGGGCAGAGGUGGCAGCUUCUAUCAGGCUCUGCCGACUUGCAGGCAUCCGAGUAAUUAUGAUCACCGGCGACAACAAGGGGACCGCUGUGGCGAUCUGCAGACGUAUUGGUAUUUUUGGAGAGGACGAUGAUGUGUCCAGCAUGGCUUACACUGGCCGAGAGUUUGAUGAUCUGUCACCUGCUGUACAAAGAGAUGCUGUGAUCAAGGCCCGCUGCUUUGCUCGUGUCGAGCCUUCCCAUAAAUCCAAGAUUGUGGAAUUUCUGCAGUCCUAUGAUGAGAUUACAGCUAUGACUGGUGACGGAGUAAACGAUGCUCCCGCUCUAAAGAAGGCUGAGAUUGGUAUCGCCAUGGGCUCAGGCACAGCUGUGGCAAAGACGGCCUCUGAGAUGGUGCUAGCUGAUGACAACUUUUCCACUAUUGUAGCUGCCGUAGAGGAAGGCAGAGCUAUUUAUAACAAUAUGAAACAGUUCAUCAGAUACCUCAUCUCCUCUAAUGUGGGCGAAGUUGUCUGCAUCUUCCUGACUGCAGCUCUGGGGUUCCCUGAAGCUCUCAUCCCUGUUCAGCUGCUCUGGGUCAACCUGGUGACCGACGGUUUGCCCGCCACCGCUUUAGGCUUCAACCCUCCAGACUUGGACAUCAUGAACAAGCCUCCACGCAACGCUCGCGAGCCCCUCAUCUCUGGAUGGCUCUUCUUCAGAUACCUAGCCAUUGGAUGUUAUGUGGGUGCUGCCACUGUUGGUGCUGCUGCCUGGUGGUUUGUUGCUGCUGAAGAUGGUCCAAGGAUCACCUUUUACCAGCUGAGCCACUUCCUGCAGUGUGGUCCAGAGAAUCCAGACUUCGAGGGUAUGGACUGUAGGAUCUUUGAGUCUCCUUACCCCAUGACCAUGGCCCUGUCGGUGCUGGUCACCAUUGAGAUGUGCAAUGCCCUGAACAGUGUGUCAGAGAACCAGUCCCUGCUGCGUAUGCCUCCCUGGGAGAAUGUAUGGCUGCUGGGAGCCAUCUGCCUCUCCAUGUCCCUUCACUUCCUCAUCCUCUACGUGGAACCUCUUCCGAUCAUCUUUCAGAUCACCCCUCUCAAUCUGACACAGUGGCUGAUGGUGCUAAAGAUCUCUCUUCCCGUCAUCCUGCUGGAUGAGAUUCUCAAGUUUGCUGCCAGGAACUACCUGGAGCCGGGUAAAGACCUGGAGAAGCCUGCCAACUCCAAAGGCUGUGCCCUGUCUGCAUGCAUGGAGGGCAUCUCCUGGCCCUUCGUGGCUGUUUCCCUCCCCUUGCUCCUCUGGAUCUACAGCUCCGACACUAACAUGGCCGACAUGUGGUCCUGACUGACUUGAGCACAACCUCGACUUUCCAAUUUGCAUUCCUCCCCCCACCCCCCACCACCACCAUCACUUCCCCAUCCUCCAUCCCCCAUCCUCUCCCCUCUUCCCUCUCUGCCUUCCUUCAUGUGCAUAGCUAGCGUGUGUGCGCGUUUGUAGAUUUAGCGUGUGUGCUUGUGUGUGCCUACUGUGAGUGUGAGAGUGUGUGUGUGUGCGUGUGUGUGUACGAGAAGGACCAACUGUAACACAUGAAACGUAACAAAUACUAUCAAAUGUUAACAUUGAGAAGUCACCUGUUUUGAGUUGGGAUCAGAUUUGUGAACGGGUGAGGCUUUAAAUGCGAGUGUUAGAAGACCAUCACUCCCAUAGCUGUGGACUUUGUUGCUGGUUUGAAAGAAAAUAUACUGUUGCCAUUAUUUUUUUUUUGUUAUGUCAAUAUUGCCUUUAAGGUUUCUAUUUUUUAAUUAUUUGGGAAAUAUCAGUUGUAUUAUGUCACUACAGUAACAAAAGCAAAUUGUUUUGUUUAGCUUCCCUAUUCAUGGCAGGAAAAUCUUAAGAUAUCAGAAAUCCAUUGAUCUGUACAGAGAUUGAACACUAUUUUAUGCAACUUUUUUUUUUUUAAAUGGCUUUGUAAAUUGUUUGACCAGCGUGGCUUAGACAUACCGCCUUUCUAAUGUUUACCAUUGUGUCUUCAGUAUAAACUCAGAACUCUUUCAGAGAGGAGAAGCUCCGUGUGGCAGACGAGGACUGGGGGAAAGGUUUGGGAGUGAACAUUUGAAUGCUCCGCUUUAAACAAAACGGGGAGGGGAAAAAAAAUUAUCAAAAAGCCGCAUGUCCUGUGACCAAGCAUGAACUGUAUGUGGUUUCUCAUUUCUAAUUUAAUUAUGUAUUGCCCCCCCCUCCCUUUCCCAUGUCAGAAUUUAAAUUAACGUCAUGGAAUUUUUUUUUUUUUUUUUUUUUUUACUAUUAUGAUUUGAAAUAAGCCAGUUUUUCUGCACUGGGCAGAGCACAGCUACCUCAAUAUGAUAAAGAAAGAUCGUUUAGUUUUUUGCUCAUCUCUAGAUGCUUUUCCCUCACGGCUUCCCACAGUCUUGCUAAAGCGUAACAUCUGAGGUGUGCCCCUAUUUGCUUGUGCAGAAAACCGAGAACAAAAAUCUCCCCCUCCCUCUAACAUUUUUAAGGAUUUAUUUUGUUUGUAUUGAUUGUUGACAUUUAUUAACUUUAUUUGUUGUUUUGCUUUAGAGACAGAACUGUUCGGGGAUGAUGUAUUUUAAUUACCAUCUCCACAGCGUUUGAUUCAAAGGACAGUUAUUAAAAUCGUUACAAAAAAAUACUAAUACAGCAAGUACUCCAAAAUGAACUUGGAUUGCAAAUAAAACACCCAAAAUAUUGUUUUUUUUUUUACUUCAAGAAAAAAAUACACUCUUGAACCCUUUGAAUCAAAGUGUUUCUGUCUUUAUUUAUUACAACUGAGGCCGAUGGUUAACAUGAUUCAUAUCCAGUGUUUUCUGUAUGUGCACGUAAUACUUGAAUAUAAAUCAUUUCAGACAUA